This is a messenger RNA of Paraphaeosphaeria sporulosa, 825 nucleotides long. RefSeq lists its product as uncharacterized. Lineage: Eukaryota; Fungi; Ascomycota; Dothideomycetes; Pleosporales; Didymosphaeriaceae. The coding region runs from base 42 to 722 and encodes 226 amino acids. The record is from RefSeq and is a predicted model, not a curated record. The transcript has a single exon.
CUUGCAUUUCAUACCAACUCUAUCUCCACCACCGCUUCCCGAUGUUCGCAAUCCCUCGGAGUAAGAUGGCAGACCCGUCCGGCAACCCAGAACCGACGCGCGACCUGUUAUCGGCCUGCCCGUACGGCAUUAUCAACAUUCCUGCCGUCCUCGAAUCCUACCUGUUACUUCAUGCCAGCGACGAGGACAUGCAUCACCACCUCCGCACGUGGCUUGCCACGGCUUACCUCGAUGGUAACACACAACUUUCAUCCAUGAACGAGCCGCUCGGCCGCCGCAUCCGCUGCCUUCAAGACCUUGGCAUGUUAGUUUGUGCCUACGGCCAAGCGAGGGCGUUGAAGAGGCCAAAGACGAACGCCAUGCAACACGAGUUGUAUUUCUAUGGGCAGGGGCCCAGGAAGGAGGAGGGGCUUCAGGCGGGCAAGUGGAUGCAGCAGUGGGCGAAGAAGCAGAUAGAGAUGGUGGGGUUGAAGGGGUCGAGGAAGCCGCCGCUUGGAUUUGGGGAGGGAGAGGAGCAGAAGGAGGCUAGGAAGAAAAUGGGGGUUGGGAGUCUGCUUCCAGUGGAUGGGAACUUGCUUUUUGGGAAUUCGAUUGCACCGAAAGGGAUUCCAGCGAAGGGGAAGGAGACGGUGGCUUCAGUGCGGAAGAUGAGUGAGGUGGAAGAGAAGGACAAUGAGGAGGAAAAUGAGGCAGAGGAGGCGGACGGAUGGCUAUUGACGUAGGGCGAGUCAAACUUGAGGUGUCGCUUAUCCAUGGAGGUAAUAUGAUUUCGUACAGAGAUCGUUAACUUUGGAUAAAGGUCAACGUUUAGUUUCUAUAAUGGUA